Acanthopagrus latus (yellowfin seabream) is the source of this 1304-nucleotide messenger RNA. Its product is annotated as proenkephalin-A-like. Gene Ontology annotation, biological process: sensory perception; neuropeptide signaling pathway; chemical synaptic transmission. Gene Ontology annotation, molecular function: opioid receptor binding. The record is from RefSeq and is a predicted model, not a curated record. The transcript is spliced from 3 exons. Bases 297 to 1040 code for a protein of 247 amino acids. NCBI's taxonomy places the organism in Eukaryota, Metazoa, Chordata, Actinopteri, Spariformes, Sparidae. Gene Ontology annotation, cellular component: dendrite; axon terminus; plasma membrane.
AAACAUCGCGCGGAGCCUCCAGCCGCAGAGGCAGCGGCUCAGUGGACUCCUCCAGAGGUGACCGGGUGUCAGACAGACGGCCACACAGAGGACAGAGUGUGUUCGUCCGUGAGUGCGUGUGUGUGUGUGUGUGUGUGUGACCUCUCCAGUGUCACACAAGUAGCAGCACGCAGAUAUAUCGGGCGGGUAGUCUCGUGCCACUCAACAGUUUCCUACUCCGCCGGCACUCCCGAGGGCACGCGGGGACGAGGACAGCAUCCACCGGCUUCAGUAGCGUUUAGAAUAAGACAGAGUCCAUGGCUGCCGCUGCACACAGCAGCUGCGUGUGGAUGUUGGUUCUGGGCAUGUGUGUGUCGCUGGUUGUUGGAACAGACUGCAGAAAGGAGUGUGCACUGUGUGUGUACCGUCUGCUGGGACAGCAGUCUGGUUUCUCCUCCCGGACAUGCUCACUUGAGUGUGAGGGUGGUUUGGACAGCCAGAAGCUGCGCCUGUGCCAGGACUUACUGUUGGAGGAGGAGAACCACAAUCCUCUGACUGCUGACUCCCAUCAACAGCAAGAACAGGAAGCAGUAGGUGGAAUCAUGACCGAAAAUAAUGACGCAACAUCUCCAGAACACCAGCUGGCCAAGAAGUAUGGAGGCUUUAUGAAGCGCUACGGUGGUUUCAUGUCUCGCCGCUCCUCCUCUCCAGAGGGAGCACUUGAGGAUCCUGGGAACCAGGACGAGGAAGAAAAUGCUCGUCUGGAGAUCCUAAAGAUUCUCAAUGCAGUGGCCGAGCAUGGCGGUGAGGGGGAUGGUCAGGGAAGUGAGGCAGUUAAGAGGUAUGGAGGCUUCAUGCGUCGGGCUGAAGAAGGGGUGGUGCAGGGUGACCUGUUGGAAGCAGUGUUAGGGCGUGGGCUCAAGAAGCGCUAUGGCGGCUUCAUGAGGCGCGUGGGCCGGCCUGAGUGGUUGGUGGACAGCAGCAAGAGUGGAGGGGUUUUGAAACGGGCUUGGGAGAAUGGCAGUGAGCUACAGAAGAGGUACGGGGGGUUCAUGGACUAGGACCCUUCACUCCACCCAUUCCUCCAACCACCUCUCUUCAACCAAUCACCUUGUAGUCUGGACUUGACCGGCCCAACUGCUCUGCUAAUCACAUUGCAUCAUCUGGCUUUGUAUAACAUGCUACUGCCUACUCCAUUGGUUCAAUUAAUCCUGUUCUGAUAAACAAAAGAUAAACAUAUAUUGUUCAGAUGUACACAAAUCAUUUAUGGUCUGCUUUUGUUUUUCAUGUUGAUAUUAUUUAUUAAAAGAAUCUGUUGAUCGAGG